GGAAGCCAUCAAACAACAGGCUGCAUAGAGCAGCAUUGCAGGACAACCCUUUUCCACAAGGAGGAAGAAUUUGCUGUGCUCAGGUCCUCGUCUUUCAGUGGUGAUUCUGUGAUGCAAGUUCCCAGAGUUUCUCUUUCUGUGAUAAUCUUCUCUAUGGCCUCUUCUUGCUGACGUUUGCCCCGGUGUUGGGGCCAAAGAGGAAGGAUGCUGAAGAAUGGGUACCCCCGUUUUGGAUUUUAGAACAUGGGCACUUGUGUAAAGAUGCAGCUGUGAUCCUCGGCUGUGUGUCUCACCGAAGGGACCUGAUGUUUUACAUUAUUGGUGGGAUCACAGUAUCUGUGGUAGCUUUCUUCUUCACCAUUAAGUUCCUCUUUGAGCUUGCCGCACGUAUAGUCAGCUUCCUUCAGCAUGAGGACCGGGAACGCCGAGGGGAGCGAACUAUCUAUGACUACGUGCGAGGCAACUACCUGGAUCCCCGGUCCUGCAAAAUCUCCUGGGAUUGGAAGGACCCCUAUGAGGUGGGCCAUAGCAUGGCCUUCCGAGUGCAUUUAUUCUAUAAGAAUGGGCAACCCUUCCCUGCUCACCGGCCUGUGGGGCUGCGAGUUCACAUCUGCCAUGUGGAGCUAGCAAUUGAUAUUCCUGUAACCCAGGAAGUUCUUCAGGAGCCUAAUUCCAAUGUGGUGAAAGUGGCCUUCACUGUGCGCAGGGCUGGGAGAUACGAGAUCACUGUAAAACUCGGUGGCUUGAAUGUGGCCUACAGCCCCUACUACAAGGUGUUCCAGCCAGGUAUGGUGGUUCCCUCCAAAACCAAAAUUGUCUGCCAUUUCUCCACUCUGGUGCUGACCUGUGGGCAGCAGCACACUCUGCAGAUAGUUCCCAGAGACGAGUAUGACAAUCCCACCAGCAAUUCUGUGUCCCUUAUAGAUGAGCACAAUUACAGCCUCUCCAUCCAUGAGCUGGGUCCUCAAGAAGAAGAGAGCUCUGACGUUGUAUUUGAGAAGUCUGUGGUGUCCAAUCGGCAGACUUGUGAAGUGUUUUUCCGGCUCACCUUGCACUGUAGGGGCUGUUUCCACGCCUGCAUCUCCUACCAGAACCAGCCCAUAAGCAAUGGUGAUUUUGACAUCAUUGUUCUAAGUGAGAACGAAAAGAACAUUGUCGAACGCAAUGUGUCCACCUCAGGUGUCAGUAUUUACUUUGAAGCCUACCUUUACGAUGCUCCUAGUUAUACCAACACUCAAUGGCAACUUCCACCAACGCACCUGAGCUCCUCCCAGCGUCGCCCUUCUACUGCAACUGAGGAUGAAGAUGAGGAUUCUCCCUCUGACAGCCAAACCCCUGAGAAAGUGAAGAAACCUAAAAAAGUGUACUGCUAUGUGUCACCUAAGCAAUUCUCAGUGAAAGAAUUUUACCUGAAGAUCAUUCCGUGGCGCCUUUACACCUUUAGAGUGUGUCCUGGCACAAAGUUUUCAUACCUUGGUCCUGACCCUGUGCACAAAUUACUGACACUGGUGGUGGAUGAUGGGAUCCAACCCCCUGUGGAGCUCAGCUGCAAGGAGAGGAACAUCUUGGCAGCCACUUUCAUUCGCUCUCUGCAUAAAAACAUAGGAGGCUCAGAGACCUUCCAGGACAAAGUAAACUUCUUCCAGCGAGAGCUUCGUCAGGUGCACAUGAAAAGACCUCAUUCAAAGGUGACGCUGAAGGUCAGCCGGCACAGCCUGCUGGAGUCGUCUUUUAAAGCAACACGGAAUUUUUCUGUUUCUGACUGGAGCAAAAACUUUGAAGUGAUUUUUCAGGAUGAAGAAGCUCUGGACUGGGGAGGUCCACGCAGAGAGUGGUUUGAGCUCAUCUGUAAGGCGUUGUUUGAUACCACCAAUCAACUCUUUACCCGCUUUAGUGAUAAUAACCAGGCCUUGGUGCAUCCAAAUCCAGGGCGUCCCACAUAUUUACGACUGAAAGUAUAUGAAUUUGCAGGCCGCCUAGUAGGAAAGUGUCUUUAUGAAUCCUCUCUGGGAGGUGCUUACAAACAACUGGUCCGAGCUCGCUUCACCCGAUCCUUCCUGGCUCAGAUCAUAGGACUUCGUAUGCAUUACAAGUAUUUUGAAACAGAUGACCCAGAAUUCUAUAAAUCCAAAGUUUGUUUCAUACUGAACAAUGAUGUGAGUGAGAUGGAUCUUGUUUUUGCUGAAGAGAAGUAUAGCAAAACAGGACAGCUGGAGAAGGUGGUGGAACUGGUGACAGGAGGAGCCCAAGUACCAGUGACCAAUGAAAACAAAAUCUUGUAUCUAAACCUGCUUGCGCAGUACAGGCUGGCCAGUCAGGUCAGAGAGGAGGUGGAUCACUUCCUGAAAGGUCUUAAUGAAUUAGUUCCUGAGAACCUCCUGGCAAUUUUUGAUGAGAAUGAGCUUGAGUUGCUUAUGUGCGGUACUGGAGAUAUCAGUGUCUGUGACUUCAAGGCACACGCUGUAGUGGUAGGAGGAUCUUGGCACUUCCGUGAGAAGGUCAUGAGGUGGUUUUGGACUGUGGUCUCCAGUUUCACGCAGGAAGAGCUGGCCAGGCUCUUGCAGUUCACAACUGGUUCCUCCCAGCUGCCCCCAGGAGGCUUUGCUGCGCUCUGUCCAUCCUUCCAGAUCAUUGCGGCUCCAACUCACAGUACUUUGCCAACAGCCCACACGUGUUUUAACCAGCUGUGCCUCCCUACUUACGACUCCUAUGAAGAAGUGCACAAGAUGCUGCAGCUAGCUAUCAGCGAGGGUUGUGAGGGCUUUGGCAUGCUGUGAUUUCCCCUUUCCAGGAGACCACACUUAACCUCCUGGCUCUUCGUGGCAAGACCCGGGUUCAAUCCUCUGCUUGUUCUCCUUCCCUUCACAUGGGCAAUGGAGGCAGAGCAAAGACUCCGUAUAAAGGAAUUUGUCAUCCAGAAGAUGUCAUGUGGCCUUUCCGUAUUCCAAAUGUGUCAUCAAGAGCUCAUCUUUUCCCUUUCCCUCAUUCUCCCUUUGGUUCAGUCUGAAACAGCAGAAGGACUGUGAUGCAUUCAUCAGGGAGAUAUUGCACUUGAUUUCCCUGCACACUGUGCUCCUUUCCUUCUGUGAGAAGGUGAACUUCAUAAGCAGAAGUUACAGUGAGGUGCAGGAGAUGUGCUGAGCUGCCUUUAUUGUAGCUCUCUGGGAGGAAGAGGGAAGACCAGCAUGGAGCUCUCCUGGAAACCUGGCUCAUGGGAAGCCUUUGUAACUUUCCAUGUCUUGUCUCAGCUCCCCCAGUGAUGCUCCCCAAUAGCUCA
Molecule: messenger RNA, 3277 nt
Organism: Mesitornis unicolor (brown roatelo)
Lineage: Eukaryota; Metazoa; Chordata; Aves; Mesitornithiformes; Mesitornithidae
Gene: AREL1
Product: apoptosis resistant E3 ubiquitin protein ligase 1
Exons: 19
Coding region: 306-2777 (823 amino acids)
Biological process (GO): protein polyubiquitination; proteasome-mediated ubiquitin-dependent protein catabolic process; positive regulation of protein catabolic process
Molecular function (GO): ubiquitin-protein transferase activity
Source: RefSeq, a predicted model, not a curated record